AUGAGGUCACUAAGCUACUCUCUUGUUAAUGAAGAAGAGGACUGCUGGACGGAGAAAGAAGCUCUGGUGAAAGAGGAGGAGGAUAUCACAGUAAAACAAGAAGUAGAGGUUGAGGCUGUUACUGUGAAAAAAGAAGAGAAAUACGUUACAGUGAAAGAAGAGGAAGUUGCGUUCAGAGUAAAAGAGGAGGAGGAUGUUACAGUGAAAGAGGAGGAUGCAGCUUUUGGGGUGAAAGAGGAGGAGGGGGAGAUGACUGUCACAUCGAAAAAGGAGGAGGAGGAAACUGAAUAUCUGGGCUCGGUUUCCCAAACGCAUCUUAAGGCAUCCAAUGGUUCUAACGAUGAACGGGCCCUGAUUAACACUAGAGAGAGACGGGACUACCGUGGGUCCUCUGGGGAGCCUCAACAACCUCAUGAUGCUGACAAGGCAGAGAAGAGUUUCUCCAGAUCAGAACACCUCAAGAAACACCCGCAGAGAUCCACAAGGAAGAAAUCUCACUGCUGCUCUGACUGGGAAGAGAUUCACCUCAUCAGGAAUUAAAAUUCAUCAGGGAAGAGUUUUACUCAUUCAACCAGCCUGAUAUCACACCAGAGAACACACACAGGAGAGAAACCGUAUAGCUGUGAUCAAUGUGGGAAGAGUUCUGUUGCAUCUGGCCUUCUGAAGAUACACCAGAGAACACACACAGGAGAGAAAUCGUAUAGCUGUGAUCAAUGUGGGAAGAGUUUUGUUACAUCUGGCCAUCUGAAGAUACACCAGAGAACACACACAGGAGAGAAAUCUUAUAGCUGUGAUCAAUGUGGAAAGAGUUUUGGCCGAUCUGGCAAUCUGACAUCACACCAGAGAAUACACACAGGAGAGAAACCUUAUAUCUGUGCUCAAUGUGGGAGGAGUUUUGGUCAAUCUGGCCAGCUGACUACACCAGAGAAUACACACAGGAGAGAAACCUUAUAGCUGUGAUCAAUGUGGGAAGAGUUUUGGUCAAUCUGGCCAGCUGACAUCACACCAGAUAAUACACACAGGAGAGAAAUCUUAUAGCUGUGGUCAAUGUGGAAAGAGUUUUGGUCGAUCUGGCCAGCUGACAUCACACCAGAGAACACACACAGGAGAUAAACCUUAUACCUGUGGUCAAUGUGGGAAGAGUUUUACUACAUCUAGCUCUCUGACUGUACACCAGAGAAUACACACAGGAGAGAAACCUCAUAGCUGUGAUCAAUGUGGGAAGAGGUACACUGAUAAAAGAUCUCUGAUUAAACAUCAGAAAAUACAUGGAGUUGUUUCAUGAUAUCAAUGAAAUAAUGUCACAAUGUAGAAUGUUUUAACAUUGUAGUAGGAGUAUUUUAAUAUUAUCACAAUGUAGAAUGUUUUAACAUUGUAGUAGGAGUAUUUUAAUGAUGUCACAAUGUAGAAUGUUUUAAUAUUGUAGUAGGAGUAUUUAAAUGAUGUCACAAUGUAGAAGCCUAAAUGUUUGUCCCCUGUUCUAUUGAUUUCAACAUGAUAUGGAUAUUAGCCUCAGGGGGAAAAAAUCCAGGCUAUGAAUUGAAAGAGUACUAUUUAUGUGAUUUAACAAAAAGUGACUAACACAAAAAGAGCUGCGAUCUAUUUUCUACAAAUUGUCCUCUAAUCAGGGAUGUACACAUUAUUCCCAUAUUCUGUGUGGUUUUUGAGCUGUUAGUUUUAACAGGACGCGUAACCUCAUCUCCCUUCUGUCACACAAUUAAUUUUGACAUGAUAUCGAUGAGUGAUGACAAAUAAGGGUUGUGUUCGUUUGUUUAGCGACCCCCUACAUUUAAAUUCAUCACUCCAAAAUGUAGCUGACUGUCUCCUGCGGGUUGUCAUCUAACCAGUGAGGUUAAAGAUAUUUCCCAUUUCCAUGUGUUUGUUUAGUUGUGUUAGUUUCAACAGCACCUACAACCUGAUUUCCCCCCUAAUCGAUAUCCGUGAUUUAUUGCUACUUGUCAAAACAACAGUGUUUUUGGUGCUUGUGCAGUUUAUAAGGUGCUUGUUUUAAAAAAUAUUAUUAUUGUGGCAGAUGUUUGUGUAUAUACCACAUGUUAGGUUUUCAAUUGAUCCCAAACUGUUUCUGCAUAUUGGUUAUUGAUUUGAACAUGUUAAAACUGUGUUUUGACAUUGGGCUAUCCCACCUAGCAACUGUGCAAUCAAAUAUUUCAUAUUUACAUUUCAUGUAACAUUUGGUAAUGAUAAUUAUUUAUGCAACCAACUGAUAAUUAUAUUGACAUUGUUGCCCUGCUUUUAGAAUAUCAGGGUUAAUUCUCAGAUGUGCCAACCCAAAUGUACUAGAGCAUGACAUUGGGGACUGGGACCCGAUCCAACAACAUGCCUAUUUAGUGAACUCUGAAAAGAGAGAGAAGCUCCGCAGUGAGGUGGAAAGUUACUACGGAUAUUGCAGGAGUUUCCUCUUGAAAUCAGACAUGUCUGUGGUGAGAACAACCUGGUUGCUGAUUGUCUCAAGGGGGGCAGUCAAAAUGUUUUGUGUUUUGCAUUUAGCCAGUGCAUUGCCAUGGAUCACAGUUUAUUUUUACUGCACGUUUUUCCGUAUUGGAGAUGAGUUUUGUUUGGGCUCGUUCCAAGGGGACGGGAGUUCUAGAAGCGAGUGAGUUUUAGGAAGACGAGAGUUCUAGAAGCUAUAGAAAGAAAAAUCUUUGUGGGAAUAAUAAAAAAUAAAUAUUGUUUGUAAUUGUUGUUUGCCAGUAGACAGACACCAUGUUUAUAUUGGUGAAGGUGAAGCAUUGUAGUUGAUUAUAAUGUGAAAUGGAAGUUGUUUUCUGUUGUUGGUGAGCAAACUCUUAAGGUGUUAGUUAGUCUUUGGUUUUUCCAUUUAUGUUUUGAGGUUGGACUUUAGCACGUCUUGCUCGUCAGCACGUAGAACGCACUGAUUGGUGUCACCUCGUUGGUCAGUAUGUGUUACACCUGUGCUGGCUUGUCCAUCUCGUUAGUGGGAAGGUGUUUCACCUGAGCUGGUCCAGGUUCUAUUUAAGAGUGUCUGGCCCAGUGCUCCAGUUGUCUUGAUAGAUGUGGAGAGUCAACACCUGUAGUUGCUCCACCUUUUUGGUUUGUUUCCUGUCUUUAAGUUAGUUGUGGUUUUUUCUUUUGUUUGCCUCUUCUUGGGCAGAUUUAGUGGGUCUCAUGGUGAGUGUCUUUUAGGUCCCAGUUGUUGUUACUAGUCAACUUCUAGUGGACACCCCCAUAGUGUCUUUCAGAACCCCUCUUAAAACCUGUUUAGUUGUUGUCAGUGACUCUGUUAGUUCUAAAAAACAAGCUUAUAUUUUGGGUUGGGUUGGAUAUAACAUCAUAUUCUUAAUAUUUUAAUCAAUGGCAUUUCCUUUCUUUCUUGCUCAUUAGCCUUUCAGUUGUUUUUCUGUUUUUUAUCCUCUUAUGUUUGUUGUGUAACCGAUGUGAAAUGGCUGGCUAGUUAGCAGUGGUGCGCGCUAAUAGCAUUUCAAUUGGUGACGUCACUCGCUUUGAGACCUUGAAGUAGUGGUUCCCCUUGCUCUGCAAGGGCCGCAGCUUUUGUGGAGCAAUGGAUAACGAUGCUUCAUGAGUGACUGUUGUGUGCAGAGGGUCCCUGGUUCGCGCCCGGCGCGAGGGGACGGACUAAAGUUAUACUGUUACAUGUACUAAAUAUAUCUGUUUAAUUUUUUCUGUUUAAUUUUCAUAGUUUUUUCCUGUGAAACCAUUGUGUUGCAUCCAUGUCUGACAUGUGCUAUAUAAAUAAAGCUUGAUUUGAUUUGAAAACAUUGCAAAACAACUUAACCCAAUGACUGACCAAUCAACAGACUCUUGGUCCAUCUUUGUAUGAAAAACAGUAUCAAAUGAUUCAACUACUGAGAACUGAAACAAACAAAUGGAUCAAACAGAUCAAUCCCACUUUUCCAGCCUGCUGAAGGCCUGGUGCAGUGGUAAACACCACCCCCAGCUCUACCAGGGGCUUAAGGU
Salvelinus fontinalis (brook trout) is the source of this 3957-nucleotide messenger RNA. RefSeq names its product neurofilament medium polypeptide-like. The record is from RefSeq and is a predicted model, not a curated record. The transcript has 2 exons. Bases 1 to 540 code for a protein of 179 amino acids. NCBI's taxonomy places the organism in Eukaryota, Metazoa, Chordata, Actinopteri, Salmoniformes, Salmonidae.